Galleria mellonella (greater wax moth) is the source of this 2097-nucleotide messenger RNA. It is a transcript of the gene NGR-A13, whose product is annotated as G-protein coupled receptor dmsr-1-like. Gene Ontology annotation, molecular function: G protein-coupled peptide receptor activity. The coding region runs from base 298 to 1473 and encodes 391 amino acids. NCBI's taxonomy places the organism in Eukaryota, Metazoa, Arthropoda, Insecta, Lepidoptera, Pyralidae. Gene Ontology annotation, cellular component: membrane. The transcript has 6 exons. The record is from RefSeq and is a predicted model, not a curated record. Gene Ontology annotation, biological process: G protein-coupled receptor signaling pathway.
ACAGUGCAAAAAUCAGACAGUGCGUAGCCAGUCGUCGUUGAGGUGAGACGUUUUCCUCGCGCCUCAGUUUUCCGCAGAUACCGGGAGCCGCGUUUUUAAACCCGCAUUUGUAUAUUGCUUCAUCCUUACAGUCGCCGGCUAUCCUAUGAAUGAAUUGAUGACAAUGGACAGAUUACCAAUCGACCCAGAUGACCUGAUUGCGUAAUGAAGAACUGGGGGAAGUCUGAAUUGGAUGUGAGUGUACCACCGUCCCAGCGCCGAUGACAACAUCAACUGAACCGAGAGUGGACGGCGAGCAUGGCGAACGCGACCGACGCGUUAUGCGUGCCCGGCGCCACCGAUUUCAACAAGGCGUACAGUCGGCUCCACGGAUACAUCGCUCUGGUCAUCUGCAUUGUAGGCUCUGCUACGAAUUCCAUCAACAUUGCCGUACUCAGCCGCCGAGAGAUGACGAGCCCAACAAACUCCAUCCUCACCGGACUCGCCGUCGCCGACCUACUAGUCAUGCUCGAAUAUAUACCCUACGCACUUCACAUGAACAUCAAAAUUGGGCCUCAAGUUAACAAAAACACAUACGCGUGGACAGUUUUUGUUUAUUUCCAUUCCAUAUUCAGUCAAACUUUCCAUACAAUCUCAAUUUGGUUGGCCGUUACUUUAGCAGUGUGGCGGUACAUUGCUAUCGCCUAUCCACAAAAGAACAGAACUUGGUGCAGUAAAAGAAAUACGACUAUUGCCAUAGUGAGUGCAUAUAUAAUGUGCCCUUUUUUGUGUCUUCCUAUUUAUUUCGCAAUGAAUAUAGUUCCCAGUGAAGUUACGCCGCAAAACAAUUCAGAAUUUGCCGAAGAUCUCGCACUGCCUCAUAACCGGACCGUGUAUGUGCUAGAAAUGUCCAAAAAUGUAGAAUUAGUCACAGCAAUAAUGUGGAUCUAUAGUGUUAUACUUAAACUUGUUCCAAGUAUAGCUCUGUCAAUACUAAGCACAUGUUUAAUAUCGAAGUUAACAACAACAGAAAGAAAAAGGCAAAAACUUCUCAAGCGGUCAACAGUUGGACCGAACGAGCCGGAGAAGCAGUGCCUAGCAGAGGAGUCAUGUGCACGGCGUGCCAGUAGGACGGACCGUACAACUAGAAUGCUGCUAGCAGUCCUGGGCCUAUUCCUGUCGACAGAGGUCCCCCAAGGCCUGUUAGGCCUCGCCAGCGCCCUCGCGCCGGACUUCUUCAAAAGCUGUUACAGCAUGUUCGGUGACUUGAUGGACGUUCUAGCGCUAUUCACGUCCUCUGUUAACUUCGUGCUGUACUGCAGCAUGAGUAGGCAGUUCCGUUGCACGUUCGCCAGAUUAGCGCGACGCAUGCUGUCCGCUACCGAGGAACCGGCGAAGUUCGCUACGAAACUCGAGCCUACAACGCAGGUAUCAGAAGGCGAGAUUCCAUUGUGUCACCGGCCCGCUAUAGCGACAAAUACCCACCCUAAUUAGGGUGGUAGAAGAAAGUAUCAUAUAAACUUUAAUGAGGUGACUACGCUCUCUAAUAUAAGACAUCAAUAUUAUAGAAUAAUAUAAGGAUAAGUAUAGAAAAAUGUACUGUAAGAUUUACAAUAAUUGUAUGUUGUAGAUGUUUUUAAUAUGAUUGUCAACUAGUUUUUGCGUCUCUUGAGCCAAGACGCAAGACCUAGACAAAAAUAAAACUUAACGCAUUUUCUAAGGUAGGUUUAAUUCUGUAUAAAAGUAAUUUUAAUUUAAAGAAAGUAGGUAUUUUUUUACUUCUAGGGUCCAAAGAGUGAUUUUAUUAUUAAUUGAAAUGAAUAAACGAAUUUGUCUUAUUUCAUAUAGAUAUUGCAUUUAUACGUUAUAAAACUUGUAAAUAAUAAUAUUGUCCCACAAAUUAUUUAAUAAGUAGACAUUAUUAAUGGCAACUUUAGUGAAUAUAUUUUUUUUAUAUUUUUACGAAAUCACAAGAGUGUACCUAAUGAUUCAUCGUGUAUCUAGUGUCUAAUAGUUUUUGUCACCAAAUACCUAUUAAUUAAAUUCUACCAAAUGAUGUGUGUUCGUCGUUCUCACGUGUUUUAUCGCUCUGAAUGCCAAAUUACACCAAUUACAUCA